Plectropomus leopardus (leopard coralgrouper) is the source of this 2345-nucleotide messenger RNA. RefSeq names its product NADPH oxidase 1 (gene nox1). Gene Ontology annotation, cellular component: NADPH oxidase complex; plasma membrane. NCBI's taxonomy places the organism in Eukaryota, Metazoa, Chordata, Actinopteri, Perciformes, Serranidae. Gene Ontology annotation, biological process: superoxide anion generation; defense response. The record is from RefSeq and is a predicted model, not a curated record. Gene Ontology annotation, molecular function: superoxide-generating NAD(P)H oxidase activity.
AGGAGGCGGGAGGAGGAGUCCGGACGGGAAGGUGGAAAAUAAAAGCGCAGAGCAGGCUGAAGAUGCAGGAAAGCUGCUCCUGCUGCUGCUGCAAGAUAAAGAGCUCAACAUGGGGAACUGGAUUAUCAACAAUGGACUUACAUCGUUCAUACUGGUGGUGUGGAUGGGCAUCAACAUCUUCCUUUUCGUGUGGUUUUACCUUUUCUACGAUCUGAGGGAUGAGUUUUUCUACACGCGUCAUCUUUUAGGCUCUGCCUUGGCCUGGGCCAGAGCUCCAGCAGCCGUCCUCAACUUUAACUGCAUGCUGAUCCUCCUGCCGGUGUGCAGGAACCUGCUGUCUCUGCUCCGAGGCUCCUUUGUGUGUUGCGGCAGAUCAAUGAGGAAACAACUGGACAAAAAUCUGAGUUUCCACAAACUGGUGGCAUACAUGAUCGCUCUGAUGACAGCCGUUCACAUGAUCGCCCAUCUGCUGAACGUGGAGUGGUACAACAACAGCAGACGAGGAGUUUAUGAUAAACUCUCAAUGGCUCUGUCCAACCUGUCGGACGAAGGAAACACCACCUAUCUGAACCCAAUCCGCGUAACACACAUCGAUGCGCAGCAGACUCCAACCUACUUCGUCUUCACCACCAUCGCCGGCCUUACAGGCGUCAUCAUCACGCUGGCCCUCAUCCUCAUCAUCACCUCCUCCAUGGAGGUCAUCAGACGCAGCUACUUCGAGGUCUUCUGGUACACACACCAUCUGUUUGUCAUCUUCUUCGCUGGUCUCGUGUUUCACGGAGCCGGGUUCAUCGUGAGGAGACAAGUGAAAACAAAUCCACCACACAAUUUCACCUUAUGUAAAGACCGCAGUGAUGAAUGGGGACGGAUUUCUGAGUGUCCCAUCCCUCAGUUUGGAGGAGGACCUGCACAGACCUGGUGGUGGGUGAUCGGCCCGAUGAUUCUGUAUAUCUGUGAGCGUGCGCUGCGUUUCAUCCGUUACAUGCAGAGGGUCCAGUACAGGAAGAUCGUGAUGCAUCCGUCGAAGGUGUUGGAGCUGCAGCUGGUGAAGGACGGUUUCAAAAUGGAGGUGGGUCAGUACGUCUUUCUCAACUGCCCGGCCAUCUCCCAGCUGGAGUGGCACCCGUUCACCAUGACCUCCGCCCCCGAGGAGGACUUCCUCAGCAUCCACAUCCGCUCGGCUGGAGACUGGACUGACAAACUCAUCGACAUCAUGCAGCAGCUACCAGAGGGAGGUCAGGGACCCAAAAUGGGCGUGGACGGGCCUUUUGGCACAGCCAGCGAGGACGUAUUCGACUAUGAGGUCAGCAUGCUGGUCGGCGCUGGCAUCGGGGUCACUCCCUUUGCCUCCAUCCUCAAGUCCAUCUGGUACAAGUUCAAAAUCUCCAACCCCAAACUGCGCACCAGAAAGAUCUACUUUUACUGGCUCUGCCGGGAAACACACGCCUUCGAGUGGUUUGCCGACCUCCUGCAGGUGCUGGAGAGAGAGAUGGAGGAGAGAGGGAUGGGGGAUUUCCUCACCUACAAACUCUUUCUGACUGGAUGGGAUCAAAGUCUUGCUGGUCAUGCCUGGGUUCACUUCGAUGAGGACACAGAUGUCGUGACUGGGCUCAAACAGAAGACUCACUAUGGCAGACCUGUCUGGGACAAGGAGUUCGAACAAGUCCGCAAAGAAAACCCCACGUCUGUUGUGGGAACUUUCUUGUGUGGCCCCGCAGUUCUCGCAAAAGUCCUGGAGAAGAAAUGUGCAAAAUACUCAGACGUGGAUCCUCGGAAGACCAAAUUUUACUUCAACAAGGAAAACUUCUGAGUCACAGGAGAGAAGUUUCUUUUAAUGUGUGUGCUAUGUAAAACUACUAAUGAUGACAAAACUGCCCGACAACCUGUUGCACUAGCUGGGUGUGUUUUCACACUCUAGACUUUACUGCUCACUGAUAAAGAGGCAGGGCAUGUUUUUUUUAAAAAACGACUCAGGGACUUACAGUCUUUCUUCAUUUUUUUCAGCCAUGAUGACAUGAAUCACGGCCACAUAAUCCCCUCUGACUCAUGACUUUUACGGUCUAAUUACACUCUGAUGUUUGUAGAUUCAGAUCAUUAACUCAUAGCCUCAAAGUUUCUGACAGCCUGAGGUGAUAAAGAUUGAAAUAAGUAUUUUACUGUUACAUCAGAACCUCAAAUGUUUUUGUUAGCACAUCAUUUUGAAAAACUUUUUUGCACAAAGAUGAACUUACUAAGACAAUGCACAAUUACUUUUUCUUUUGGGUACAUAAAUUCAUUUACUUUUUAUUACUAAAGCAGCUCAUAGAGGGCUGUAAAUAAGGAAUAUUUCUUUUUUUCCAAUAAUU